CUCCGGAACCCCCCUUUUGGCAUGCACUUCGGUCUCGCUAAUCUUUUCGUCUUCGCUAAUGGGUUUGUCUUCGCUAAUGGGUUGUUUGACUUCGUUAAUGAGUUUGUCUUCGCUAAUAGCUCUGUCUUCGCUAAUGAGUUUGUCUUCGUAAAUGUGUUUGUCUUCGCUAAUAGCUUGUCUUCGCUAAUAGUUCUGUCUUCGCUAAUGAGUUUGUCUUCGUUAAUAGCUCUGUCUUCGCUAAUAGUUCUGUCUUCGCUAAUGGGUUGUUUGACUUCGCUAACGCGUUCGUCUUCCCUAAUAGCUCUGUCUUCAGUGUCUUCUUUAUCGGCCUUGUUCUCAUGCAGCGACGGGUAGAGGUCGGGUACCCAGGGCGCCCACGAGGCGUGUCUGUCGUAGAUGCCGCGACUGACUUCCCGCAGGAGGUCGCUGGAGACGUGGGCGUCCUUGGGGCGCAGGGAGACCUCCGUCCGGCCGACGUCGCUGAGGUUGGACUCCGUGGACGAGGGCGAAGGGGAGGCGGUGGAGAGGUCCCUGGUCUCGCCGCUGCUCGCGUCCGAGGGGGAGGUCGCGUCCGAGGUCGAGUGCGAGGAGGUCGUGGAGUGUCUGUGGGUCUUGGCUGGGCGGGUGGCUUCUGCGGGUUCUCCUGUGGGCGCGGUGGGCGUUUCCGCCCGGCUGGGUCUCCGAGGGGCUGGCUCUUGGGUGGGCGGGCGGCGGGGGGGGGGGCGUCGACCUCGAUCUCCCGUCGUCACCGUCGCUCGAAUCUCUUUCCGUUCUCCUCUCUUCCUCGCUUCCUAGAUUCCUUCGGGCUGUGCGACCUCGACGACGAAGGGGUUUCGGCGCUCGAGGAGGCUUCCACCUUCAGGAGGUGGUCGAGGAAGGCCUUGGAGUUGCACUCGAGGUCCUGGCACUCGUCCCGGCUGAUCUUGCGCCCCCCGAACUCCGAGUGGAGGAAGGAGAUCCUCUGGGUGUUCCUGAAGGAGCUCCGGGUAGUCCUGACGGAGGUGGUCUGGGUGCCCCUCCUGGCCUGGCACGCGGGGCAGCGGGUCCCGCCCCUCAGGACGCGGCUGGACCUGGCGGAGUCGAGCGCCCGCGACCCGUCCAGCGACACCAUCUCCACGCUGCGGGCGUCGGGCGUCCCGGAGCCCAGGAGCCGAAAGCGGAAGGGCUGCUUUGUGCGAAGGCAAAGGUCAUCAUGCAAGGACCGCGGGCGAGGGCGGCCGAGGUCAUGCUGGGGCGGCGUCACCCUGGCGCUGCCCCCGAGCGAGCCCUGAGACAUGCAACUACUGCACCUUGAUGAGGCAAACCUGCGACCCGCCGACCCUUUGGGCA
This is a messenger RNA of Penaeus vannamei (Pacific white shrimp), 1329 nucleotides long. Lineage: Eukaryota; Metazoa; Arthropoda; Malacostraca; Decapoda; Penaeidae. The record is from RefSeq and is a predicted model, not a curated record.